This is a messenger RNA of Neolamprologus brichardi, 1626 nucleotides long. It is a transcript of the gene fahd2a, whose product is annotated as fumarylacetoacetate hydrolase domain containing 2A. Gene Ontology annotation, molecular function: catalytic activity. Lineage: Eukaryota; Metazoa; Chordata; Actinopteri; Cichliformes; Cichlidae. The record is from RefSeq and is a predicted model, not a curated record.
ACGGACUACAAACGCUAACCGGAAGUAGCUAAAAGUAGUGUUUUCUGUGCAGAGCUGCAAAAACUGCGGAGGUGAGUAUUGACUGAAGGCAGUGCAAAGGUCGAAGUGGAAGCAGUAGGUGUCACGGUUGAUCUAUGAGACUUCCUCUUCGCUCCUUUUGCAUCUUCAGGAGUGUAAUCGCUCGGGGGCAAGCUGUGGACGUGCAGAGGCGAGGACUCAGCGGUGCAGCGAUGCGUCUGGUGCAGUUUCGACGUCGUGGUGAAGGAGCAAGCAUCAGGGUGGGAGUGGAGCAAGGUGAGGGGCACAGUGUGGUGGAUCUGAAGGCAUUUGACCCCUCGAUGCCGUCAACAAUGAGAGAGCUUCUGGAGCUGGGAGACAAGGGCCUGGAGUGUGCACAGAGAGCUUUGGCGUCCGGUAAGUGUGUAGUAGACCGAGCAGACAUCCAGCUGCUGUCUCCAGUGACAGGUCCAGAGAAGGUGGUAUGUGUGGGUAUGAACUACCGCGACCACUGCCUGGAACAAAAUGCUCCAAUCCCCAAAGAACCAAUCAUCUUCAACAAGUUUCCCAGCGCCAUUACAGGGCCGUACGAUGACAUCAUACUGCCCUCUGAGAGCCAGGAGGUGGACUGGGAGGUGGAGUUGGCCUUUGUGAUAGGACGAAGAGGAAAACACAUCAAGGAGGAAGACGCUCUCUCCUACGUGGCCGGGUUCACCGUGGCCAAUGACGUCAGCGCUCGUGACUGGCAGAUGAAGCGUAACGGGAAGCAGUGGCUUCUAGGAAAGACAUUUGACAGCUUCUGUCCUCUCGGCCCAGCCUUAGUAACCACUGACACCGUGACAGAUCCUCAUAACUUGAGUAUCCGCUGCCUGGUUAAUGGAGACACGGUCCAGAACAGCAACACGGAUCAGAUCAUCUUCAAGACAGCAGCGCUUGUCGCUUGGGUCUCAAAGUUUGUGACAUUGAUUCCAGGCGAUGUGUUUCUGACAGGAACUCCUCCAGGCGUGGGUGCAUUUAGAAAGCCGCCCAUCUUUCUCAAGAAAGGGGACGUGGUGGAGUGCCAGAUAGAACAAUUAGGUUCUAUAAUCAACAAAGUGGUGUGAACCCUGAGAAGAGAAUCCAUGAAUGAACAUCAGCCGCUGAACUGCACCUUCUGAUCACCCGCUCCUCACAAUGAAUUACUAUUCAAAUAGUUUUUUCCCCCCUUUUACAUAAUGUGAAAAAACCAUCAGGAGAUAUGUAAAACUGCCUGAUGAAUGUUUUAUUCAUGAUACUUCAGUAAUUGUGAGGAGAGAAAAUGUGUUAUUUUCUUUUACUACACAAAACAGAGUAAUUAUGUGACUCAACCUCAGAGUCAUCACGAGCUGUAAAAAAUACCCUCCGUCAGCAGCCGCCCACUCGUGCUGUGCAGAAGAAACCGUGAACCUACUGAUUUUUCUUUUUAUGUGAAAAUAAAAAAAUAUUUUGACACUGACGUAAAAAGUAUUUCUAAUUAUGAUUAAUAUUCAGGAUCAAAGACUGCAUAUAAAACUUCAGUCAGAAGUGAAAGAACAUCAUCUUUCCCAUAAAAGAAGGAAAACAGAUUACUAGAUGUGUGGAAAUUAAUGAAAUUAAAAAAAUGCUGCUUUC